AUGUCGGUGAAUCUACAAGAUGGCAGCGCUGAUUCCGGGGCAGAUGCUGGCAUCAGCUGUGCGAAGGUGUUUUCGUGCCAUCAUACUUCCUGGUCCGUUCAUUCGUCAGUUCCCUUGGAGCUGUUGGAGAUUCCGUCAACGAAGAACCACACGGCCACACCCGUGGGUAGUGAGGUCUAUGUCUUCGGAGGCUACGACGGCCAGAAGAAUCACAACGAGCUCUGCAUCUUUGACCUUCAGUCCAUGGAGUGGAGGCAGCCGUCGGUGGGUGGACAGAAGCCAAGUGGAAGGAACGGGCACUCGGCAACCCUCCUAGCCGGAGGGGCGCAGAUCCUGAUCCUGGGCGGUUGGUUGGGCAACGGGCCACUCGCUGCAGGCGACAUGCACCUGCUGAACUUGGAACCCUUGAAGUGGGUGCCUCCGCGCUUCACCGGCGAGCCGCCUGGGCCCUGCAACAUGCACACGGCCGACUUGGUUGCGCGAAAGCUCCUGGUCUUUCGGGGCGGCGACGGUCGUGCGUAUUUGAAUGAUCUGCAUGGCUUGGACCUGGAUAGCAACAGCUGGUUUUCUGUGAAGACCUCGGGCGAGCAGCCGCCUCCGAGGGCGAAUCACGCCUCGGCAGUGGACGAUUACAGGCUUUACAUCUUCGGUGGCUGGGAUGGCACAAAGCGAUUGAACGACCUCUAUGUGCUGGACAACAGAGACAGCGUGUGGACAAUGCUCAAGCCGACGGGUUAUGCCCCACAGGCCCGUGCUGGGAUGACGCUUUCCAUCAUCCGGGAUUGCUUGUACUUGUUCGGUGGCUCGGGCCACACCACCCGCUGCUUUAACGACGUGCACGUCUACGACCCAGAGGAGCAGGCGGAUGCGACGUUGGGCCGUGGCGGCUGGGCUUGGCAGUUGCCUGUUUUGCAGCAGGCUUGGUUCCUCUGUGUACAGUCGCCCUCCGAGAGUGUCGAGGCGGUUCCCCUCUACUUGGCAGCGCUCCUCAUGCCGAGCAUCCCGGAGAUCUUCAAGAUGAACUCCGGUGACCCGGAAGACGAGGCUGCAGAAGAGCCCUGUGAGGACGUGGAACAACCGAGCCUCGAGGAGUCGGACCACCAGGUCGAGAUCGAGAACGGCCCGCCACGAACCUGUAUGGGACUUACCUCUGCAUGGCUUGCGAAGGAACUGAGUUUUACUCGUGCCGCCAGCCCCACCGAAGAGUCACAGAGGAUGGACGAUGGCGACAGCCCACCAGGACAGCACAAGGCGCUCUCGAGACGACAGAGGCGACGACAGCGGCUGGAACAGCAGAAAGCCGGCGGACCUCCAGGUCCUCCAAGCGAGCCCGACACCCACAGCGAGAACCCCGAGUCCGACUACUACCCGGACUUCCCUGAAGACCUCGUGCCCUGCCUCUCCACCUUCUUCUUUCGGACCUACCGGAGGGGCACGACCGACAGCACCACCGAUGGCAUCUUCGACUGGACCGGCCCUUCCGAAGGCUACCGCCUUCCCGGAGGGCAGACAGGCAGCCAGCCCCUUACACCUCGAGUCCUCGAGCUCUACUACGUGGAAGUCGAAGAUGGGACCGGAAAGGGAGUAAAGUGGCGCGGGGGCACGCCACCGCAGCCGCCAACCUGGCGAUAUGAUCACCAAGAUCCCCGGGCAUACUCCAAGUAUGCUAAGAAGGUGGCGCUAUGGCGCAUACAGGUGGCUUCGUACAUGUCACCGCGCGAAGCAGCGCUUCUCCUCUACACGAGCCUCACCGGGGAAGCGGAAACCGAGUUAGAACACGCCCCCAUCGAGUCGAUCAACACCGACUCCGGGAUAGACUUUAUACUGGAGACGCUUCGGACACCUAUGGAACAAAAGCUUGUGUUUCAAAAACGCAAGUUUCUCAACGAGUACGAGAACAUCCAGCGGCAGCCCAACGAAGCUCUCCGGGCCUACUCGAACCGCUAUCGGCGUGCCGAGAGGAACCUGCGCGCCGUCGGCAUCGAGGUGGCCCAGAUGUACGACGACGACAGCCGUGGCAAUCGCCUCCUCGAUCGUGCUCGUUUGUCCCCUGCCGACCAGCGACUCAUUUUGGUCGGAAGCCGCUACAGCCUUGCCUUUGAGCAGAUCGCCGAGUCGAUGCACAUGCAGUACCCGGAGUUCAAGGCGGCCCCGGCGAUCUUCGGCAGGGACGGCCAGCCCUUGAACCGCAAGGGCGACGGAAAGGGCAAAGACGGAGCAGCAGCGCACCCAGCGCCCUGGCAGAGCAGCCGUCCUCCGAAGGGCGGACACGGAGGCAAAGGAGGCGCGCCUCGGCGCGUUUACCUCACCGAGCAGGCCGAGGAGAACGCGCUUGACGACAUCCCCGAGGAGCACACGGCCGAGGCGGAGCCGGACGAGCCGGACGAGGAGGACGCCGUGACCGAGGAGGCCCCCCCGGACGAGUCGGAGACGGAUGCUAUUGCCCAGGCGGCGGAGGUGCUCACGGUCACGGCCAAGAAGCUGAGCGGCAUGAAGCUCGGACGGAAAUUUUCCGGUCAGCCGAACAAGGACGUGGCCGCACAGAAGCGCACCACCCAUUGCGCCGUGUGUGGCCAGCUGGGUCACUGGAAGGGCGAUCCAGCCUUCUACAUGCGGGAUUUUGGCUCGCUCGAGGUGACGGAUGCCGAACCCCCGGAGGAAACCUACGGCUCGGUCUUCCAGAUCAACGUGGUGUUUGACAUCCAAGCAGAUGUGCCCCUCGAGCCCGGCUUCCAAGACCUGAUGAUCCUGGACACGGCCUGCCAGAGGACCUGCUGUGGCCUUGACUGGGCCAAGGAGCACACCGAGCGGCUGCUAGAUUUUGGUCUGAAGCCUCGCACCAUAGCGUGUGCCGAUGCUUUUCAGUUUGGGGCAGGCCGGCCGAUUACCGCCCGGACCCGCACCUACUUUCCCACGGGACUUGGAGGAGCUGACCUCCUGAUCGCAGCCGGCACCCUCGAUGCCAAAAUUCCUUUGCUCGCUUCCAAUAGGCUUCUUGAUGCUCUGGGGAUGGUUCUAGACAUGCCGAACAGCAGCAUGACCUUCACCAACCUGUGUGUGACAGGCAGCCCUAGUUGGAGAGCCUUGCAAGACGGUGUUGAUUGGAACGACCCUCCACCAGAGCUUGUGGUUCAAGGAGAUCUAGGUGCCGCGAUCCUCGACUUCAGGAAGAACUUCUUCGUGACCCUCACCACGGCCGUUCGCCUCGGCAUGAUCCCGGACACCGUCUACGAGGCGGUGCCGCCAGAGCUGGACACCCGGUUCGCACAUCCGGCCGGGACGUGCCCACACCCGGACUAUGUCCGCUACGGAAACGCGUACGGGAAGUUCGCCCGCUGCAAGCAAUGCCUUCGACUGCAAGCUGCUCGAUUCGCGGCCGCCCUUGCCGUCUUCCUCCAAUACUGUGCCUCGGGCUUCAGCGGCGGCAGCAUCGAGCCUGUCCCGGCCUACCAGGACGGCUUCCCUCUCUGCAGCAACCCCCAAGAGAUCCGCGACGGCGAGGCGUUCUACACGUCGGGCACGGCCAAGCAGCGGCAGCGAGAUGGAGAUCGACCCCUGGCGGCUGAUCAACGAGGAGACGGACUACAACUGGGAAGAAGUCGAAGACUAAAGGGCGACUGGAAGAGGUCGGCCAAAAUUUUGGAGCGCGAGGUCGGGAUGUACAACAACCAGCCGAGCGCGCAGGAGCGUGCGCCACACACCGUGGACCUCUUUGUGAUCUACCCCGACCGCUUCGACAUCCAGACCGCCGCGGCCGAGCUCGAAAUGACCUCGACCAUGCUCCCACUCACCAUUGGGGAGCGUCUUCCUGGCGAUCCUUCUGCACGACAACACGCACACCGAGCACUACGGCGGCUUCGGCCACACGUUCUCUACCUCUCCUUUCUGGACCGCGCCUUCGGCAACGACGAACGUGGCUUUGUGGAGGAGCUCUUCAAGGAGCAGACGGCCUCCGGACGAGCCGUCGUGAUGCUGGGCCCGGCCGGACCUAGAAUGAAAACCCUCGGGCAACAACCUGGCGCAAAUACUUGCAACUUCGGGGAUGGCCCCGGCGAGACGACUCUGAUUACAACCGUGCCGGGGGCGACCUCAUGGUUCUCUACGGCAUCCCCGCGCAACCUCGACCGCAAGGGCUUUCUCGACCCCCUCCUGGGCAUGAUUCGGAACUAUGUGCGCAGCCGCGACCCAAGCCGCUUCGGUAUCUACCAGGCCUUUGUGACCUACCGCAGCCCGGUCACCCGUCUUGAGGAGUGGGACGAGAUUGCCGAGACACUGGCUAGGUCCUUUGGAGCACCCGGCACCCGACCUUUCUACAUCGACCCGGGCAGCGAGCUUGGCCGCAACGUGGCAGACCUUUUUCGCAUCAAGCUCGAAAAGGCCCAGGCCGUGCAAACGCCCUCUCAGAGGCGGCUUCCUCAGGACGUGCCGUUCACGGCCCGCGGCGCCUUCCUGGUGCACAACGACGGCACCAAGACUAUUGAGCUCGAGGACCUGAGCCUGGUGCACCAGCCCAAGCAGCGAUUCGCCAAGCCCGUCCGGUACGGUCUGCUUGUGUACGGGCACUUGAUACCUGAGGAAGAGUCGCAAAAGACGGCAGAGCCGGGAGUUCCAAUCUCUGGGCUGCCGACCGACGUCUCCUUUCCCGGCCUCUCGAACCAGGUGCCGGUCGAAGUUCGGCGGUCUAUCGCGAGAGCCCAUAUCAACAUGGGUCACCCCACGGCCGAGGAGCUGAUUCGGAUGGCCAACGCGGCAGGAACGCCGAGCUCAAUGUUUAUCGAGGCGAUCCGCAAGCUCGAGUGCGCUACCUGCUCCCGGUUGAAAGGACCUCAAGCACCACGACCCGCAGCCUCAACAAUAACGGCCACUCAGUUCGGCGACCGGGUCGAGGUGGACAUGUUCUACCUACGGGACCUCCAAGGCAGGAGCUGCAUGGUGCUUGGUGCCGUGGAUUCUGCCACUCGUUUCCACCAGGCCGCCGUCCUCAAGAGCCGGGACCCGGAGGAUGCUUAUGAAGCGCUGGAGGCAAUGUGGCUCCGGCCCUUUGGGCUGAUGGUGCAGAUUGGCCUGGACCCUGACACCACCUUCCAGGGAGCUUUUCAGGAACGACUUCGCUCCCGCGGCGUCAUGGUCGACUACUGCCCGGCCGAGGCACAUUGGCAGAUUGGACAAGUGGAACGCCAGAACGCUUUCCUUCGGACCGUGCUCGAGAAGCUCGUGGACACCUUUGCCGCCGCCGGUGUGGAGGACAUCCGUCUUCUACUGGCACCAGCCCUCCACGCGGUGAACAGCAUGACUCUGAGCCGCGGGAGGUCAGCUUUCCAGGCAGUGUUUGGCCGAGUGCCCAGGCUCCCCGGCGGGCUGUUCACUGACUACAACAGCCUCACCACGACGCCAACGGAUGACCCGGCGGCAACUGCCGAAAUUAUUCGAUCGGAAGCUCUGAAAACUAUAUGUGAUAUGAAUGUGCGACAAAGUUUUCGGCGAGCUCUGUUGCGCAAGACGCAAAAUACCAAGGGGGAUGGAUCACUGCACGAUUCCUCUCCUGGGACCCCGCGGCCCGCAGCGCCCACCAAAAUGGCUUGGGUCCGAUCCGGCACGACCACGGCCCUGGUGGCAGUGGAACAGCUCAGGGCAGCGACCGGCUUCGAGGCGUGGCUUCCUACCGAGCCAGACGUGGCCGCGUUGAAAGACGCGUCCCAGAAGCUUGACCAAAGCUUGUGGGCGGAUGAGUCAGGACCACCUCCUUCGGCACGAGACCAGCUGAACCCAGAGGCGGAUUUCGAGCAAGAUGUUCCCAUGAUGGACAGGGAUCGGGAGCUUACCGCGGCACUAGCCUCGGCUCCGACACCGCCGGUGGUCCCGACUACCUCGCCUACGACCCCUUCGGCGCCACUUCAGCCUCAGACCAACGUGCGGGUGGAGAUGCACGAUCAGAGCUUCACUCGUUCCGACACCUUGGUGUACCAACCCACGGUGCAGAACACUUUUGUUCGUAACACGGCCAGGAACGUCUGCGCCAAGGACGCCUGGAACCCCGUAGAGUCUGCGACGAACCCGCCAGAACCACAACAGCUACCAGAAGAACUUCCAGAACCUCCUGUACCUCCUGUUCCUGUGACGCCACUUGAGGUAGGCUGGGAGUCUGCACCCUUUGAGUCUGCGGGGUACGACACCGACUUUGAACCUGAAGUGCCACUACCAGAGCAACCGGAACAGCGACAGCAACCUGCCGGAGUACCACAACAAGAGCUCGAGCCGCAGGCACUCUCAAGCGCGCCCCAAGCCGCAGCAGGGAGCGCUCGUGACUCGUCCGACCGGCCACCCACGACACCAGUGACAAGUGGGCCGUCGACUCCAAGUGUGGAACCGCCGGGGUUGCUUCCAGCCAAGAGGACCUUCGACGCGCUGACCACGCUCUUCUUCGACGAGGACGUCCUUUACCACCGAGUCCCAGGGGACGAGCUAGCCGAAGGACACGGACCGAUGCCUCACCGGGCCUAUGAGGCCUACCUUAGCUCCGAGCACCGGGCCGACGACCUUCACAACGACACCAAGGACCCCCGCGAGAGCGACACCAGCGACACAGACUGGGAGGAUCAGCCACCCGGGAAGAAGCACCAAGGAAUGACCCGUGCAGAGGCCAAGGCUCUCGAUCGAGAGAUCCCCUGGCGCAAGAUCCUCGAGCUCGACCAGCCCGACAUCCAGGCCUAUGUCAAGGCAGUGGAGAAGGAGGCAAAAAGCUGGGAGGAAUGGGGUUCAGUCAAGGCCCUGUCCCACCAGGAGGCACACAGGAUACUUCGUGACCGUAUCCUGAGCAAGCGCGUCCUGAGAACCCGGAGUUGCUUUCGGGACAAGAGCAAGGGGCUUGGCGAGCUUCGUGCCAAGUGUCGCGUUGUAGCGCUCGGACACAAGGACCCGGACAUCUACAAGCUCAACCGCGAGUGUGUGACGCCGAACCGCGUAUCUGAGCACGUGCUCUUCAUCAUCCUCGUGUCCGGCAGCAACGGCGAGUUCGGCGAGAACAAGAAACGAUGGUCCGGAUGGUCCGGAGACGCCUCCACGGCCUUUCUGCAGGGGGACAUCUCUUCAAGUGAGAGAGACAUGCCGCUCUACUUGCUCCCUCCCUCGGACGGGGUCACUGAACUCACCUCGUGCUGGAAGGCCCCGCUCUACCUCGUGUGCACCAACGUCUACGGCUUGAGCAACGCGCCCCGACUGUGGUCACUCACCGUAAUCAAGAGGCUCUGCGACCUCGGCUACCGCCAGCACUCGUUCGACAAGAUGGUCUUUGUUAAGUUCGAUGCGGCGGACCAGCUGGUCUCCAUCAUCAUUGUCUAUGUGGACGACUUCCUCGGCGCCUACCGCUCCGACUAUAACGUCGACGAGGUGCACAAAGCUUUCAAGUGGGGCUCUCUGGAAACUUUUCGGCCAGGCCAGGCUGUGACCUUCAAAGGGAAGCAGAUCACCCUGCGCCAACGGGCCAACGGCCGAUGCUACCUCCAUGUGUGCCAGAAGGAGUUCAUCGAGGGCAUGACUUCCGGCAAGAUCCCUCGAGGCGCCGAUCCUGACGCUGUUUUAUCUACCGAGCAGCGAGCUGAGUUUCGCAGCGUCACUGGCUGCCUGCAGUGGAUCUCCGGACAAAGCCGCCCGAAAUCUCCGCGGUCAACAGCCUGUCGAACCACAGAGGCCAGACCACGCUCAACGACCUUCGCUCCCUCUACCAGGCAGUCGACUUCGCGAAGGCGACUCAAGAGAACGGCUUUGAUCCCCGACGUUCCCGUCAACAAGGCCAGCGUGGUUUUGAGCUUCAGUGACGCAAGCUGGGCCAAUGCCGAACACUGCCGAUCUCAGUGCGGCGUACUCGUUUUGCUCUGCGGGCCUACUGUCUUGCAGCGGCCAGCACCUGCUAUGCUCUUGGACUGGCGUUCUUGCAGGUCCACGCGGGUCUGCCGAUCUACCCUGGCAGCCGAAGCUUCAGCUUCAGAUGAAGGAUGCGAUCGGGCGGCCUACGUGAACUUGCAAGGAGCUGCAACAGUCGCUGCACGAAUGGUUGCAGCAACCGCGGGUGACACUGCGGAAGGUCUCAUAACCAACAAAAGACUUUAA
Messenger RNA from Symbiodinium necroappetens, 8106 nucleotides. Lineage: Eukaryota; Dinophyceae; Suessiales; Symbiodiniaceae. The record is from the annotation of a GenBank genome assembly.